AUUCAAACCAGCGAAUGGUUGAGUGUUGAGUAUAUUUAAUCGAUUUUAAUUUAUUUUAUUUUUGAAGACACUAAUAACCAUGUUUCUCAACCGAAAUGAUGUACUGGAUCAGCUCAUUGAGCUUUAUAAUUGUCUUGACUUAUGUAACAGUCAAAAUCUAAUGGAUGAUAAGAAAGUCAGAGAAUUACAUUGUCCUAUUUUAAGGAGUUUUCUCUUCAAUGAAAUUGAAGAUUUUACAAAAACAAUCAUCGAAGAUGUGUUGGAAAUUGAAAGAUUCGAUUUUGAGUUUGCCAAUAAACUUUACGAGUUUGACAAACUAAUGUUUGAGAAGAAAAUUAAAAGUGCCAUCAAAAAAUACUUUAAGACAUUUAAAUUUAAUGGUAUUUUACGAACAGUGAGUAGUUUGAAAUAUGAUCUUCAAGCAGUGAUGGGUUAUGAAGGAAUUUUUGAACAAAUUUAUGACAUUUCAAAUGAUAACAAAGAAUCAUAUGAACUUUCACGAAAACUACAAGAAAUGAUUGCAAAACCAUUAUUUACUCAAAUGACAAUUGAGAAACGUUCUCGUUUAAUAAAAAUGGCCAAAUGUCUACCAAUUUAUCCCCACGAUCUGUCUGGAAAUACUAAAGUUCUUAUUACAAAUAUUGGUAAUAAAUGUCAUUUGAAUAUGGAAAUGGUUAGACAAGAUCAAUCGCCAGUGAUUUUUCCCACUUUAACAUUUGAUAUGAAUGAAUUUAAUUGGAUUAUUCAUUAUGACAAAAAUGAGAACUUUUAUGAAAUUGAAAGUCCCAAUGGCCAGGUUUUGUGCUGGGUCAAACCUCUUCCGAGUUUUUUCAAACGUAUUCUUCCACCUGAAGCGAUAUUAAUGGAUAAAACUGAAGCAAAAAAUACAAAGUGGAACAUUCAAUAUCUUGAGGAGGAAGAUCCUUCAAAAGGAUUUACUAUUAAAGCUGCAGAGCAAGAUAUUUAUAUUUCAGCGGCACGUACUGGGGAAUUCUCAACGUUCGUCAGUGUAGUAAAGGAAUUGGACUUGGAGCAAAGAGAGCGGUUUGCCUGGAAAUUUCAAAGCACUGAAUAUUGAUAGAAGAAGAUUUUAAAUAAAGUUUUGAGAGAUUUUGGGCUCCGCGAAAUUAGGCCCCAGGAAAUAAGGCCCCAAUAAAAAAAUGAAAUAAGGCCCCAAAAAAA
Molecule: messenger RNA, 1182 nt
Organism: Episyrphus balteatus (marmalade hoverfly)
Lineage: Eukaryota; Metazoa; Arthropoda; Insecta; Diptera; Syrphidae
Exons: 2
Coding region: 80-1078 (332 amino acids)
Source: RefSeq, a predicted model, not a curated record